GUGUAGCGUGAUUUCCGCUGUGGUGCGCUGGAUUGCAAUUUCCAGCGUGUGGGCAUGCUUGGUCUACAUUAACGCCAUUAACAAAUUCGCUUCCCUGACGCUGGUUAUAUGGUAUAACCACGAAUCUUGCUCACUUGUGUCUUUUUUUCCCCAGCAUGCACAAGAGAAACCGGGAUUCCCGGCCUGAUUUAAUAAAUGAUGCUCUACAAUGAUGCAAAGUCCGGUUGCGAUUCUCGCCCUUAUCGGGAAUCCCUGUUCUUUCCCUAUAUGAGAUAACAGCAACCCGGAGCCUAACUGUCGAGGAGAGCGUUUCCAGUUUGCUUGUUUGCAAUGUAAAGGCUGAGAACGCCAGCUGUGGGCUUUAACAGGAUCCUCUUCCAGAAGACAAAAAGAAAGAAACCAAACAGGAAAGGAAUCCAAAUAUAUUUUCUGGAAAUCGAAGAAAUCUUCGGCAGAAAGGACUCCUGGCGCCCUCCCUCGGCCUGGGGAUACGGCGGCCCUCUGUGCACGGCCCGGCCCCCCUGUUCUUCUCUAUCCGUCAUGCCCUCGGCUCAGCUCCGUCGGCCCCUGGAGAAGCUCCGUCCGGCCCAGUAGGAUGCUGAAGCUGCCCCGACGACACCGCUUCCUCGCCUCACUCCGCCCACGCCGCCGGCUCUUGGCACUGCCCCCCCCAUCCGCCACGCCCCCACCAUGAGGGAUGAGGCCUUCGACGACAGCGCGCUGGCCUGGCUGGUGUGCUCGGGGGUGUCCAUCCUGGCCAAUGGCUGGGCCAUCCUGAGCAUCAGCGCUAAGCAGAAGAAGUGGAAGCCCCUGGAGUUCCUACUCUGCAUGCUGGCCGGCACCCACAUCCUGAACAUGGGCAUCCCCGUCACCAUGUACUCCGUCAUCCAGCUGCGUCGCCACUACUCCACCUACGAGUGGAACGAGGGGCUCUGCAAGGUCUUCGUCUCCACCUUCUACACACUCACCCUGGUCACCUGCUUCUCCGUCACCUCCCUCUCCUACCACCGCAUGUGGAUGGUGCGCUGGCCUGUCAACUACAGGCUGAGUAACACCAAGAAGCAGGCGGUGCACACAGUGAUGGGCAUCUGGAUGGUCUCCUUCAUCUUAUCCACACUUCCUGCUGUGGGUUGGCAUGACACCACCGAACGCUUCUAUGCCCAGGACUGCCGCUUCAUCGUCACGGAGAUCGGCCUGGGCUUCGGGGUCUGCUUCUUGCUGUUGGUGGCCGGCAGCGUGGCUAUGGGCGUCAUCUGCAUCGGUAUCGCCCUCUUCCAGACAUUCUCCAUGCAGGCGGGCCGUCGUGUGGACAAGAACAAGUUCAACGUGCCCACCAUCGUGGUGGAGGACGCCCAGGGAAAGCGGCGUUCCUCCAUCGAUGGCUCAGAGCCCAUCAAGACCUCCCUCCAGAUCACCUACCUGAUCAGCGGCAUCGUCUUUAUCUACGACUUCCUCACGGGCUUUCCCGUUCUUGUGGUGAGCUUCGCCAGCCUGAGGUACGACCGUUCCUACGACUGGAUGGUGCUGUGUGUGCUCUGGUGCUCCAUCGCCCAGUCAGCCCUCCUCCCCAUGUUCCUGUGGGCCUGUGACCGCUACCGGGCUGACGCCAAGACCGUGUGGGAGAAGUGUGUGGCAGUCAUGUCCAGUGAUGACGUUGAUGAAGAAAACGGCCAGGAUGGAAGAAUUCAUCCGGACUUAAUAUAUGACAGACCAUAUGACUAUAGCCCCACUGCCGAUAUCAUGACGGUAGACCAUAUUGCCAAGUAUGAAUUCUCAACUUUAGAAAGAGGUUAUCCAUUGCGAGAACCACAGGAAGAUAAAAUGCAGUAUUUGCAGGUGCCCCCUACCAGAAGAUACUCCCACGACGAGUCCGACAUGUGGACCGCGGGACUGAUCCCGUCCUACCUGCAUCGCUGGGGCUCCACGGAGGACAUGGCGGGGAUCCCCCACAACGGCUCGCCGCGCCGCGACCGCCGGAGGAGCAGCCUGGCCUCCUGGCAUGAGGGGAGCCUCCCCCGCCACAAGAGGCGGCGGUCCAACGACGGAACGCACUCACUGCCGCGCCCGCCACCGCCGCCGCGGCCGGCCGACUGCGCCGAGGAGGACCUACGCUGCUUCAGUCGGGAUGAGGUGAUCAGCUUCAUCGAUGAGACGCCGCUGCCCAGUCCCGUGCGCAGCCCACGCCGACCUUCCGCAGUUUCCCUCGUGCCCGAGGCGGCCGAGCACCGCAUCGUGCUGCUGCCGCACUUCCCGCUCACCGACUUCGAGCGCGAGCCACACGCCCUGCGCCGGCUCAACGACAGGGCGGCGCUAGAGAGGCUCAGAGGUUCACCCGGGCCGGGCAGGAAUGGGGGGCAGGGAGUGGGGGAUGUCUCCGGGAAAGGCUGUCACGAGAAGCCGAGGGACGGGAAGAGCGCGCCGGGCUCUGCGCCCCCGAGCCCAGCCUCGCGGACCGGGGAACACGCGCUCCAGGGAUUCAGGACAGGCCCGUGUGGAAGCGACAACUGGACGGAUCAAAAACUCCUGCCUGGAGCCGAGGGCAAACGAAACACGAAUAAUUUUAUAAGCUCCGCUGCAGUGUCCUCUGGAAAUAUGGCAUUUCAGCCAGAUUCUAUAGGAUCUUCUUCAUAGGUCUAUUAUUAUUAUUAUUAUUAUUAUUAUUAUUAUUAUUAUUACCACCCAUUCAUUAAUAACUGCCGCCGUUUUAUUGGUUUCUUCUUCUACAUGUUGAAUGUUUAUUGCUUUAGUAUGAUGAUCACAUGGGAAGGUGAUGGAAGAUGAGAGGCUUUUAGGGAUCAGAUCUGUGACGCAGCCACAAUACUGUCACCAAUAGGCACACUCAGCUGGGACUAAUAUUCAUACUACUGACCCAUUUGCAUUAAACAGCAGGGGGUUGCAAAGGCUCAGAAGCAGUGAUAAAAGCCUGUGUGAUGCUUGGAAAAACACGAAUUGUAUAUAAAAGUCCCCCCAUUGUAAUUGAGUGCAAAAUGUCUUUUAUGAGAGUUUUAUGUUUUUGCUCCCGCUUCAGAUACGACUUUGAAAUUGAAACUGACCGGUUUGCCUGCAUUCCUUUCUGGAUUUGCUGAACAAAGAUGUGCAUGAGAGGUUUCUGUGUACUUCUUUAGUACUUCAGUAUCUAUGAGCACAUGUCAGCACGUACCUUACGACUGUCCUCCAUUGCUUUGUUUCCCUUUCUGGAAAUUUCUUAUGAAAAGUGACCAGUGCAGCUGUUGGGAGGAGUACGUCCUGGAUGCCAUGCCAGUCUAUGCACACAAAUGGAAUAUCAGACACAGCAGUAAUAUGGGAGAUAUCCAGAGUCCACAAAGAAAGAGUGACACUUGUAUGUACUUUCCAUACCCCUGGAAUAGUGCAGUGUGCAGUCAAUAACCAACUGAAUACAUGUCAAUAUGAAUUAUAGUAAAAACAGGAAAAUCUUGUUUUGUAAUGACUGUAUGGAUGCAUCUGUAUUCUCAGGAUUUACGGGGAAUAAUUUUUUAUUUGGGCUUAUUUAAGUUCAGAGACACAAGAAACUUAUUAAAUGCAAUAAUCUGAGGUUAUGAUAUAUAGGUUAUUAUAUUCUUAGGUUUUACAGAAAAAUAGUUUUUUAAGUUUCUAAGAUGAUUUACACAGCUUGCAGCACUUUUUAAUGCUAAUUAGUUUAUUGGCAGCUAAUCACACACCCCGAUAUUUGAUGAAAUCCCAGUGGACACAGAAACUGGAUCUCAUCUCACUAUGUUGAUUAGAAAAUGAAAGGUCAACCUUUUUAGCAUUUAUACCACUUUAUUUAAAGUUUCUAUUGUCGAUUGUACAGUCACCUGUGGCCGCUUGCUGAGGCCUCACCGGCCCAUUCACACAAAAGGGCCUUGACACUAUUUUAAUCAUUAAACUCUUUCAUCCUUUGCUCAAAACUUUUGCCCUUUACAUUACAGUUAUAGUCGUCUUCUGACAUUUUAAUGGCUGGUGUUGCAUCAGUUACAUGGGCAAAAUAGUUUCUGUUUUGAAAUUUAGAAGAGACAUUUUAAUAUAGUAAAGCACACGCUUCUGGGACUUUUACUAACACAGAAAUGUUCUGAGGGCAGAAGGAAAAAUGA
Paramormyrops kingsleyae is the source of this 4091-nucleotide messenger RNA. RefSeq names its product G protein-coupled receptor 153 (gene gpr153). Gene Ontology annotation, biological process: G protein-coupled receptor signaling pathway. The record is from RefSeq and is a predicted model, not a curated record. Lineage: Eukaryota; Metazoa; Chordata; Actinopteri; Osteoglossiformes; Mormyridae. Gene Ontology annotation, molecular function: G protein-coupled receptor activity. Gene Ontology annotation, cellular component: membrane.